CGGAGAACGCAGACGCACGGAUGUCCGUCGUGCGGGCAGCUGGUAGAAUUGUUCGAGCCGACGUGGAGAGUGACCCUGCCCUGAAGAACACCACCGGCACACGCGAGAAGUAUCGCUACGCCGAUGAGUUGGACAUGAAAGUGAAGCCACCCAGAGAGACUCUACUAUCCACGUUUCCGCCGUCGUUGGUUGGGUUGUCCCAAAGCAUGACGGACAUGGCACUGUAUCGCGAGAUCAUCGCAUCAGAGACCGAACAUCCUGGAGAGCCCUGGGUAUGGCAGACCGAAGGGCUAGGCAUAUCGACCCGAAGUCAACGGACCCUGUUCCUUCUUUACAGAGUAUGGACCAUGGCUUCGAGCCGAUGGCAAGGCGGCGCGGGACGGAAUNGGCCGAACAUCCUGGAGAGCCCUGGGUAUGGCAGACCGAAGGGUGAGACGGACGGCAUCCUACCACCUCGGGCGACUUGGAGGGCGAGAACGGUGAUGGAGAAAAGAAGAAUGAGUCUGGACCGGCGACAGCCGAACGGAAUCGUCGCAUUCUAUGGCGUCGGGGGUGAGCCUGGUCUGAGUGCUGAUUACCCAGCUGGUGUAGAUGCGGAGGGCGAAGACCUUGAGAUGGGAGGGAUAGGUGCCACGGAGGCGCUUUCCGGAACCGAACCACUCCUUCACUUUCGAAACGGAAACGACUCUAUUCCUGGCGUCGAGCGGCAGCGAGGCCAAGACAUCGGCGAGGCGGAGCUAUCCGUGAUACACUUGAUCGUUUGGGCGAAGAAGUAUUAGGGGAACAGCUUCGACAAGUGG
Messenger RNA from Ectocarpus sp. CCAP 1310/34, 800 nucleotides. Lineage: Eukaryota; Phaeophyceae; Ectocarpales; Ectocarpaceae. The record is from the annotation of a GenBank genome assembly.